GGUCAAAACCGCAGUCGCGUUAGUAAGAGGGAAAGCUAAUAUAGGGCUUCUCUCAUCUCCCGUCUCUCGCCCCUCCCCUCGCUAGGGUCGUCCCUCUCCCUCUCCCUCUCCCUCUCCCUCUAUCUCUGUAUAUAAACCGUUCGAAUCUCGGCGGCUCGCAUCGGUGCUGCGCGAGGGCGAAGGCCAUGGCGGCAGAGAGCUCGAGGUCGGGGCCCUCGGCCGACUCCUACAUUGGGAGCCUCAUUAGCUUGACCUCCAAAAGCGAAAUCAGAUACGAAGGCAUCCUCUACAACAUCAACACCGAGGAAUCCAGCAUUGGGUUGCGUGAUGUGCGAUCUUUUGGAACCGAAGGACGAAAGAAGGAUGGUCCGCAAAUUCCUGCUAGCGACAAAAUCUAUGAGUACAUACUCUUUCGUGGGAGUGAUAUCAAGGAUUUACAGGUUAAGUCUUCACCACCUGUUCAGACUGCUCCUAUACACAACGAUCCUGCUAUUAUUCAGUCACAUUACUCUCAUCCUGCAACUGCAUUGACUACUACAAGCUUGCCUCCUGUCGGAAGUGGAACUGCACCUGAUCUUGGUUCCCAUGCAGCUCAACUGGGGCUCCCAAGGCCAACUUUUCAAGGCAGCUUGCCUCAAUAUCAACCUGGGGGAAGCUUAGCAUCAUGGGGCUCCUCACCACCUUUGCCAAAUGCCAAUGGCUCUGGGAUUGCGAUGCCAAUGUAUUGGCAAGGAUAUUAUGCACCCUCAACGGGGCUUCCUCAUUUGCAACAACCACCUUUGCUUCGUCCACCACCUGGACUGCCAAUUCCUCCUUCCAUGCAACAACAAUUGCAAUAUUCUGGAAUGAAUGCAUCAUUACCAUCUGGGUCUCCAAGUUUGUCAGAGAUCCCUCCUCCUUUAUUGCCACCUGGUAGUAGCACCCUUAGUCUAACAUCAUCUAUGUUUCCAUCGACAUUGGCUCCUGCCUAUACCAGUGCAUUAGCUCCUGAAACAUUGGCAAAUCCGAUGCCAAGCAAGCCCUCCAUCACUUCUCAUCCUGCAGCACCUCUUGGUACUAAUUUGCCAUUUGUGCCCCCAUCAACUUCUAGUCUUGAGCCUGCCUCAACUCUCUCUCAGAAUAUGCCAUCCAUCAUCAGUAGGAGACCCAAGACACUUCCUAGUCCCAUUGUUGCUCUUCAAACUAUAUCCCAGGUCAUGCCCUCCGUUAUCGGCUCAUCCAGUUCGAGCCAAGUUGAAUCAUCACUACCCUUGGUAACUCCAAGUCAGCUGUUGCAGCCUGGCCUUUCCAUCCCUACUUCUUCUGAGUCAUUGCAAAUGAGCAACAACGAUGUAGAGAUUAAACCACCAGAAGCUAAGGUUAAACCAUUAUUACCUGAACCAUCUGCAUUGACUCCAGCUGAAAAUAAGGCGCCCAUAUUGCCAUUACCAAAACCAACCAAGCAGAAGCCAAAUGGAGCUGCCUUGCAGACUUAUCACAGCUCUAGGGGGCGUGGAAGAGGAAGAGGAAAUGGGUAUCCGCGCCCUGUCACCAAAUUCACCGAAGAUUUUGAUUUCACAGUAAUGAAUGAAAAAUUCAAGAAGGAUGAAGUGUGGGGCCAUCUUGGUAAAAGUAAAGCCCAGAUAAAGGACAGGGAAGGAGAAGAUGAAGCUGAUGAUACUCUGGAGGACGAUGAUCCAGAGUCCAUAAAAUUGGAGAUAAAGCCUGUUUACUGCAAGGAUGAUUUCUUUGAUUCACUCUCUUGCGACACACUCAACAAUGGUGCAAGGAAUGGGAGAACCAAGUUCUCUGAGCAGUUGAAAAUAGACACAGAGACUUUCGGUGAUUUUGCAAGGCAUCGGCCAGGUCGAGGUGGUGGACGUGGCCUUCGUGGUGGGCGUACAAGGGGUUCAUACUACGGACGAGGGUAUGGCUACGCCGGGAGGGGCCGAGGCCAUAUUUCUUCAAACCGUGCCUCUUAAGGAUGCUGCUGGCACUAGGUUACUUGCCAGUGGGAUCAAGUAGUCGAUGAUGACAGGGCUGUCUUUUAGUGUAAUCUUAGGGAGUGCUGUCCGCUUACCUGUGUGAUUGCUUUAUAAAAUAAAGAGAAGCUCAGGAGAGAACAAUUGGGGGGUUUUCAGUUAUGUGAAAAUAAAUCCCGGAUGGUAAGUGAGCUUGUUGAAGCUCCUAUGAUCACGCAGGUGGCAUGUUUGAGGCCUUGUCUUCUUAUAACUAUGAAUGUUAUAGGUUUAGAUCUGUGCUGUUUUACUUUGGUUCCCGUUUUUCAUUUUCUUGAAGAUCUGGCCAGAAGACUAUUGGUCACCAUAGUUCGCUUAUGUAGUGAACAGCUCUGAAAUGCUGCGAAAAAAUUUCUGAUUCUGAUAAAAGCUUAUUAGUGAUAUUUAAAAGUAGCA
This is a messenger RNA of Phoenix dactylifera (date palm), 2393 nucleotides long. Its product is annotated as protein decapping 5-like. Gene Ontology annotation, biological process: P-body assembly; cytoplasmic stress granule assembly. Gene Ontology annotation, cellular component: P-body. The record is from RefSeq and is a predicted model, not a curated record. Gene Ontology annotation, molecular function: mRNA binding. Lineage: Eukaryota; Viridiplantae; Streptophyta; Magnoliopsida; Arecales; Arecaceae.